AUGCCUCGUCCUAAAACCAAGACCAAGAGCGAAGAUCUCGCCCGCAUUCGCAAUAAUCAACGGCGCUCAAGGGCAAAACGGCUAGAAUAUAUUCGUGACUUAGAGGAAAAAGCAAAGAAAUACGAUGAAUUAAUCGCAUCAACACCUCCCCCGUCCCUAUCGGCAUUUGACAAAUUGCAAUCUGAAAAUGCCUGGAUGAGAGGGUUACUGUCUACCCUAGACAUCAACUUUGACUCUUUCGAUGCAUCUGCUGGGAGCAUCCAUGACAACGAACCAAACACAUUGGUAUCGGCGAUCUCUGGCUCGUUUACGAGUAAUGCUGAGACUCAGCGAUAUAUGGAAAAUCAAACUCCCUUGUCAUUUUGGGAGCAGUGGAAUUCGUCAGGGUUAUCGCCUGAUAUGGGGCUGGACUUCGAUAUUCCGUUACUGUUGAACGGGGCCAACAAUUUGACCCAUUUGGAUAUUUCCUCGGCACAACCGUUAGAACCGAACUUUGGGGCCAGCCAGUAUCAGGGGACUCAAGAGAGCGUUGAAGCAAGUGUUCCGAGCAACAGCAAUACGACUCUAUGUUCCUUAGCUUGUCAAUGGGUGAUCCAAUGCAAUACUAAAGGCGUGGAAUUGGAUGUCUUGUACUAUCGCAUGGAGCGUGGUUUCAAGCAAGGGAACAGUCCGAUGGAGGGAUGCAGGGUGGAUAACCAUGUGCUCCUUAGAGUUCUGACAGAAAUAUCUUGA
Molecule: messenger RNA, 732 nt
Organism: Penicillium egyptiacum
Lineage: Eukaryota; Fungi; Ascomycota; Eurotiomycetes; Eurotiales; Aspergillaceae
Source: the annotation of a GenBank genome assembly